This is a messenger RNA of Protomyces lactucae-debilis, 1905 nucleotides long. RefSeq lists its product as uncharacterized. The transcript has a single exon. Lineage: Eukaryota; Fungi; Ascomycota; Taphrinomycetes; Taphrinales; Protomycetaceae. The record is from RefSeq and is a predicted model, not a curated record. The coding region runs from base 270 to 1688 and encodes 472 amino acids.
ACUGUCGCUACGCCAUCUAUUGAACUUCACCUGUUGGCAGGUGGUAGCCUCUGGUAAUCGUCCGCUUGGCUCUGGUAAAGGCGUGCUUAUUUCCGCUGGUAAUCCAUUCGGUGAAUUCUGCUGGUAAUCUGCCGGUCCGAAUUUUCCGUAGGGCAUGUGCGAAAUUUGACAGCGUGUCAAGUUUAGCUUUCGCCGUUGCAGUUGCAAUUGUGCACUUGCAAUUGUUUAAUUGACUUUCUCACCCACUACAAUGUCCUCCGCCUACAACCAUGUUUGAUCAAGGCUUGAUCACGCUGCGACUGGCUACUGGAGCGCUCGUGUUGUUUUGUCUCUUCCAAGCACUCUUCCAUCAGGGCACAGUCGAAGCUGGAAGAGCAAAAGCCGACAAGUCACCUGUUGCUCCGAAAAAGAAAUCAGCUGCAAGCAAGGCAAACUUGGGAGUCAAGACAAAUGCAGGUCAAUCUUCGAAAUCGGCAAUGAAAGAGAGUUUUCCUGUUGAGGCUAGAGAGGGCGAAGACUAUCGAGUUAUUGAUCGGGCGCUAGACGGCAAGUGCUACAGUGCUGCUUUCGUCUUUUUCAAAUUGAUCAGUGUAUCAGCCAAAUGCGGAUAUUCGAACGCAUGUAAGGAUAGAUGCAAAGAUGAAAGAGAUCAUUACACGAACCAAUAUACUUCGAGCCUUUCUACUCUGCAGCCGUUCAGUUGCGUGCAAUUCUUGGCGGCAGACUCUGUGCAGAUCGAGGUUGAGAUGCUUGCGGAGAGCGUCCUCGAUGGCUCAUCAGGUUGCGUUGCCAGCUGUAGCUGCAAAAUGCGAAACUACAUCGACAACAUCAGAAUGCCUUUGGUCAGCCUUGCCAGAGUGCGACGUGGACCACCAUACGCUGAACUGUCUCCCAAGCAGCCAAAAGACUUUUGGAAAUCUGUUAGGCAGACGAAAGGCUUAGCUGGUAAAGAUUGUCACCCCGAAGAUAUACUCGAAUGGGUUUCGAGGCCAACGUUGUUUAUGCAACACGAAGGAUGGAAGGUUGAGCCUUUCUCUAUCCACGAGACAGGAUUGUCUUGCAAGGCGAUGGCCAGGUACUGCCCUUGCAACAAGAACCGCCAGUUUCACCUUUUUGCGCCGGGAAAAUGUGAAGUACCAGGUGAGGCGGCAACAAUGGCAUCAACAUGCCCUUCAGAAAGGCCUGCUAAAAGCAACACAUUGCAGCAACCAAUUGCAAGAGCUUGUAUCCCAAGUGGGAGCUCUCUUGGAUCUGGUGACUCACACGCCCCGAGCUCAACCCAACCAAUACCAGCGAGUCAUGCGCCUGUCCCCGUCGACGCCAGCUGCAGUGACCAUUGUUCGACUGUUGAACAGUUCAUGAACAGCUUACCAGAUUUACCGCGACAGAAUGCUUAUGGUGUCUCGGAAAGAAUGACUUUUGAUGCAGACGGCCGCGGAUGUUGCUUCCCUGCAGAUAUAUUGCCGCCGAAUGACUUGUCCUUUUGCUCUCCGGUCAGUCAUGGCAGCGAGCAGUGUAUCAACGAUCAGCCUGUCGGUUCCUCGUUGCAGCCAUCUGCACAUACGUCAGAGAACACCCAAAAAUGCAGUGUCACAGUGCAACAAGUAAAUGACUUGAUACAAGCCGUGUUUGGCGAUGAAAGGCCUAAGGAUGCUGAUGAUCGUAAUCAACCAAGUGGGUGGAUCUGAUGAAAGGGCUCAUUCGCUCCUCGGUCCACUGACUAAAGCUGCAGUAUCUUAGCCUCUGUCCUACCAAAGUAUAGUAUAGUUCGAUUGCGAAGUGCAAUAGAGUCAUUCCCAGUGCAACAAGUGCAGCUUCCCUGAUACGCAGAGCAGAUAAGUAAUGAAUAACGAUCACCACACAACAAUUCUCUGAAUGCUUCACAAGAAUCAUCAUUCAGCUGCU